GAUCAAUCAGCACCUUGUCACUUCUUCCUGACGAUCCUCAUCAGAGCUACUCGUCUCAUCACUCACCUUUGCGGCAGAUACACUCAUGGCGAGCCUCGCCUCUUCCUCGUCGAAGUGGCUGGUAUGCGCCCCACCCAAGCUCGUCGCUCCUGUGCACCGGCCUCUCGCUGCUACCGGUCGUGUGCAAGUCAGACUCGCAAGCUCGACACCUGCCAGAACACCACCACCCGCUCGUCCCUCCCCUGUGGCAGGUCCAAAGGGCAAUACUCCCCGGCCUGCUCCAGCCACCCCACGCUCCCCUUCCUCCCCCUCUAGUGCUCCACCGCCGCCUAAUGGCUCACAGCCGCUGGUAUUAUACGAAGGCCCACCUCAGCAGCGACCCGCCGUAUCCUGGUUCCUCUUCGGCUCCUUCUCCACAAUCGGCCUCAUCACAGGGUACAACGUCUCCCAGCACCUCGCCUGGCCCCUCUGGUCUCGCACAGAAGCCGAGCUAGUAGAGCCUCGUAAGCGAUACGUUGCUGGUCUCCUCGUAGCUAGCAUGUCCAUUGCUACUGCCUCGCUUUUCAAGUACGUGGCGAGCAAGAGCAUCACACGCAUUACCCUCUUUGAGCCUCCUGGCCGUGCGCCCAUGUUAAAGAUCGUUACAGCUACGCGGCCCAUCUUCCCUCGUGGCUUCUUUCGCAGAGCUGUUAGACCUUACAUCUCCGAAGGGCAUAGCCAGAAGGAGUUCACUGCUCCGCUGGAGAAUGUCCUCAGGAGGCAUGGGAGCGCAGUGGCCCAGGGCUGGGUCAAUGAGCGGACCGGUGGAGUGGAAAGGAGAUCGAUCACCAUCGACAUUGGAGGGGACGCAUAUCUUCUUGAAGGGUCUGGAGCAAAUCAGCCCGUGAGGGAAGGAAUGUCUCGGGUGGGAUAUGCCAUCACGCACUUCACCUGGAGGUUCAUCCGAGGCAGCCCUUCUGCUCCUUACUUCUGGUCAAGACAGGCCUUCGAUGAACUCAUACCUCAGGUUUCGGUCGAGGCUAGGAAGAAGAAAGCAAAGUGACGCAGGAAUCGAGGAAUAUAAGACAGGAUAAGCUACGAUGAUCUGGGAUCGGGUAUCGGCUUCUUGGCCGCCAGCGCUUUGGCCAGGGUAGCAUCGGCUUGCUGAGGGUGGGCGGUAGGUUGGGGAGAAGGGUGCCAUCAAGAAUGUAACAUUAGUCAUCGGUAUUCAGGAACAACAUCAGCAGCUGUUCGGAUCUCACCUUAAGCAUCUA
Microstroma glucosiphilum is the source of this 1253-nucleotide messenger RNA. RefSeq lists its product as hypothetical. NCBI's taxonomy places the organism in Eukaryota, Fungi, Basidiomycota, Exobasidiomycetes, Microstromatales, Microstromataceae. The record is from RefSeq and is a predicted model, not a curated record. The transcript has a single exon. The coding region runs from base 86 to 1042 and encodes 318 amino acids.